Messenger RNA from Uloborus diversus, 2666 nucleotides. Its product is annotated as protein MTSS 2-like. The transcript has 16 exons. The record is from RefSeq and is a predicted model, not a curated record. Gene Ontology annotation, molecular function: phospholipid binding; actin binding. Lineage: Eukaryota; Metazoa; Arthropoda; Arachnida; Araneae; Uloboridae. The coding region runs from base 105 to 2666 and encodes 853 amino acids. Gene Ontology annotation, cellular component: actin cytoskeleton; cytoplasmic side of plasma membrane. Gene Ontology annotation, biological process: cell projection assembly; plasma membrane organization.
UAGAUUGUGAACGUUUAAUGUUCAAUUUUUAAAAUGACUUUAUUGAAAAUAAGGAUCGUGAAACGUUGUUGAUCUACGCAAAACAAUUAAACGUUAGAUUUGUCAUGGAGUCUCUUACUGAAAAAGAAUGCAGUGCAUUGGGAGGCCUGUUUCAGUUCAUUAUCAGCGAUAUGAAGGUUGCUACUCCUAUCUGGGAGGAUUUUCUUGGAAAAACUUCCAAACUCCAUGCCCAUUUGAAAGCUACUAUACUUGCAUUGGCUGCAUUUUUAGAUGCCUUUCAGAAGAUAGCUGAUAUGGCUACUAAUGCACGUGGUGCAACAAAAGAUAUUGGCUCUGCUUUGACUAGGUUAUGCCUGAGACACAGAAGCGUUGAGACAAAGCUCAAAACUUUCUGCAGUGCACUGAUGGACCAUUUAGUGAUCCCUCUGCAGGAUAAAUUGGAAGAUUGGAAGAAAGUAGCAUAUCAAAUGGAUAAAGACCACGCCAAAGAAUACAAACGGGUUAGACAGGACAUUAAAAAGAAGUCUUCUGAUACACUGCGUUUGCAAAAGAAAGUUCGGAAAGCUCCUAAAGGAGAUGCUAAAAAGACCUUGGAUAGUGCCAUUCGGGAUGUCAACACUAAAUAUCAUCUUUUGGAAGAAACAGAAAAACAAGCUUUACGAAGAGCUCUUAUUGAAGAACGAUCCAGAUAUUGUUUGUUUGUCCAUUGCCUUCAACCUGUUAUUGAUUCAGAAUUAUCCACUAUGUAUGAAGUUAGUCAUAUUCAAGAAGUUCUGGAUGCAUUAUCUAAACUAGUAGAAGAUCCUAACAGUUUACCUCCUGCCAGUGAGCAAGUUAUACAGGAUGUAAAGAGUUCGGAUACAAGCUGGUCAUUUCGAACUCCUCCUGGAUCUCCAACUUCUGUUGGUUCAAGGAAAUCUAGCACUUGUAGUAUUAGCAGCCUAAAUAGUUCCUCUAGUGACAGCACACAUUCUCCUUCUUCCCAUCAACGAAGUCGAUCUUUGUCUCAGCCACCAAGUGGAGCAUUUAGACUGUCAAGUGUAUCUUCUCAAGAUUCAGGUUUUACUUCCCAGGAUACAUUGUUCACGAGGCUUCCGACGCCACCGCCAUUAGAGCUCACUGAUCAGGUAAAUGAUGCUUCAAAAAAAUCUGAAUCAGUGAAGAAAGAAAGUCCAUCGCCUUCUUUUCCAGAAGCUCCUUGUGCAAUGGCAACUUGGCCAAAUCUGCAAGAUACCUUACAGUUUGAAAAGGCUGCUGCUUCCAUUGUUAAGUCACAGCGACCACACACAAUUUCAACAGCUUAUGAACGACACAAUCGUCCAACCAUAACAACACAUACAUUUAGACCUCUUCAGUCUGAAAGUGAAUCAGCUCCAAUGCCAGAAUAUCCUCCAGACUACCCAAUAGAAGAUUUUGCGGAUGACUGUAGUGAAGAAGCUACACCAACACAUAAAUCUUAUCCUCCUCCAUUACCUUUAAGGGCCGAAGAAAUGGAACAUGUAGCUCCAAUCAUUCCACCUAAGCCUCAUAAUCUUGCUCACAGAUUACAAAAGACAGAGUCUCAAAUUAGGAAAAACACAGAAAAUCAUAUAUAUGUAAAUAUAGGAGAUACAUGCAGUGCCUCUAGCAAAUCCAAUACUUUGAAUAAUGCAACUACUCCAGACUGCUCCUCAAAAGCAUCUUUUCAAAAAUGUUUAGCUGCAACCCUUGCUCAAAAUGCUGUUCAGCAAAAAUUGUUAAAAGAUACUUCCAGUGUAACUCCUGAACAAGGAAUAGAACAAAUUCCAUCUAACAACUUACAUGAUUCACUAUCCUCAAAAUUAUCAAACGAGGAAGGAACCUAUACUGUUCGAGCACCACCACCACCUGUACGAAGGUCUUCGGCACCACGUCAUCCUCCUUUAGUGCCACCUCACCGGAGAAGCAAUGACCCCUCUUCAAAAGAAUCAACUUCAUGGAAUGUGUUUUCAGAAAAUGCUGACAGCUCAGAUGCUCAUGCUCAGUUAAUGCGUGCUCUAAAUGCACGUCUCGACGCUCUCCAACGAGAUUCAGAUGAUGACAUAGUAGUUCCUGAACGACUUCCACCUCCUCCUCCUCCUUUAGAAGAAGUUCUUGAAGUUCCGCCUCGACAAAAUUCUCAAACAGCCCCAAUGAAGAAACUACCACGCACACCAGAAAAGACUAGCUUGCUGUCAGAUUUAGAAUUGAAACUUAGUCGGGUGGAGCGAAGAGAUCGCAAACCUGAUCCAUCAAAAUUCCACACUGCUCCUAGACCAUUAGAAACCAAAGCACAACGCCGUAUAUCACAACCAACAUUCAGUGAACUUCUCGAUCAGUUCCCAAGAAACAAGAAUCCAAUUGAAGAACAAGCUCCAAUGAAAAGGCUCCCACCUGCUCCUGACCGUAGAAGUUCCCUAGAUCUCGAACGUACAAAAGUUCAUAGAGGUAUACUUUUCCAAACAGACUCGAUAAAAAGUCACAGCAAUUCUCAAAAUGAUGCCGCUUCCCGUGUACAAAAAUGGCUUGCUGGGCGAGGCUCGGUUGAUGUAUCUCAAUGUCAUGCUGAUCUUCUGGGUGAAAUACGAGUUGGCGUUAAUUUGAGGAAAGCAAAUAGUGAUGAUCGAUCUGCUCCAAUAUUGCGUUCAAAGCUGAGGCAUCCUAAAUAG